AUGGCUUCUUCGAUAUCCUUAAAGCCGACGAACCUUCUCCUCUCGUCUUUCUCCACAGGCAGAUUCCUCCAUUUCCGCCCUUCGCGUUUCAGCCACAGACCAUCGUCGUCUUCGACUUGUCGUCGGACCCUGGUGGCUCAAUUCGGGUUCAGACCAGGGUCGUUCCCGGACCCAGGCUUUUCUCUCGAUUUGAUCAAGGACCAUGUCGAGAGUCUUCUCUACACGAUCGCCGAUGCCGCCGUUUCGUCCUCCGACACUUUUGAACCUGUCGCUGGCACUACCACCACAAACCAGAACAGUGAUUGGUUCUCUGGCAUCGCCAAUUACAUGGAAACUGUUCUCAAGGUUUUGAAAGAUGGGUUAUCGACUGUACAUGUACCUUAUUCAUAUGGUUUCGCUAUCAUUCUACUCACCGUGCUUGUUAAGGCCGCUACGUUCCCAUUGACCAAAAAGCAGGUCGAAUCUGCCAUGGCUAUGAAAUCUUUGCAGCCUCAAAUAAAGGCUAUUCAAGAACGGUAUGCUGGUGAUCAGGAGAAAAUCCAGCUUGAAACUGCCAGAUUGUAUAAACUUGCUGGAAUCAAUCCCCUUGCAGGCUGCCUCCCAACACUAGCCACAAUACCAGUUUGGAUUGGGCUAUAUAGAGCCCUCUCAAAUGUUGCAGAUGAGGGGCUCUUAACGGAAGGCUUUUUCUGGAUUCCUUCUCUUGCUGGUCCAACAACUGUUGCUGCAAGACAGAGUGGCAGUGGAAUCUCAUGGCUGUUCCCUUUCGUUGAAGGACACCCACCUCUCGGAUGGUCGGACACAUUAGCAUAUCUUGUCUUACCUCUAUUGCUCAUCUUCUCUCAGUACCUCUCCAUUCAGAUUAUGCAGUCCUCGCAGUCGCAGAGUAAUGAUCCAGCCAUGAAGAGCUCACAAGCGGUGACAAAGCUUCUUCCGCUGAUGAUUGGCUAUUUUGCACUAUCAGUUCCUUCUGGCUUAAGUCUUUAUUGGUUGACCAACAACAUCUUGAGCACAGCGCAGCAAGUAUGGCUUCAAAAAUAUGGUGGUGCCAAAAAUCCGGUGGAGAAGCUGACUAAUAUGGUCAUGAAGGAAGAUAAAACGCAAAAAGUUGAGAAAUCUUUAUCAGAACCACCGCUAGUUCAGAAGUCUGUUUCAGAACUGAAAGUACCGAAAGAGAAGGGUGGUGAAAAAGUGACCUCAGAAGGGCCUAAGCCUGGUGAAAGGUUUAGGCUGCUCAAGGAGCAAGAAGCAAAGAGACGUCAAGAAAAAGAAGAGGCGAAGCGGAAAGCUGAAGCAGCUCUAUCAAAUCAAAAUACAAAAUCUGAUACAGUUGAUGUCGCUGAAGGAGAUAAUGAGAAAAACGAACUUUCUGCAGUGCAAGAAACAACCGGUGGCUCUGUCCCUGUGAAUGGGAAGCCAUCUAUUCAAAAGGAUGAGAGUACGAAUGGGAAACUCGGAGUUGGCCAUGAAACAGAACAACACCAUUCUCAUGAAACAUAG
Molecule: messenger RNA, 1500 nt
Organism: Thlaspi arvense
Lineage: Eukaryota; Viridiplantae; Streptophyta; Magnoliopsida; Brassicales; Brassicaceae
Source: the annotation of a GenBank genome assembly